This is a messenger RNA of Papaver somniferum (opium poppy), 306 nucleotides long. RefSeq names its product leucine-rich repeat protein 1-like. The record is from RefSeq and is a predicted model, not a curated record. Gene Ontology annotation, molecular function: protein binding. Lineage: Eukaryota; Viridiplantae; Streptophyta; Magnoliopsida; Ranunculales; Papaveraceae. The coding region runs from base 1 to 306 and encodes 101 amino acids. The transcript is spliced from 2 exons.
AUGAAUUAUAUUGUGAGUACAACGAGUCCAUGCAAGUGGUAUGGGAUCACUUGUAACAACGAGGGAAAUGUUGCCGAACUGAAUGUAACAGGUUUUGGUUUGCAAGGUACGCUCAAUAAUUUCAAUUUCUCAUAUUUUCAAACCUUUGGAUCCAUCCCUCGAGAAACUGGCAAACUGACUUCUCUUACCCUCUUGUCUUUGUCCAACAACAAUCUCAAAGGUUCAAUCCCAACUUCAUUGACCAAUUUGACUAGUCUAGCGUUUCUUCGACUAAAUAAUAAUCGACUUUCUAGCAUCAUACCUUGA